AUGGAAGAGGAACUUAGAAAGAUCAAUGAAGAAGAAAGGAAUGCAAAUCAAAGAGCAGAUGCCAAUCAGAGAAAUCAGUUUAACAAUGGCAGAAGUGGAAAAAAUAUCCAAGGGAGACAAGAAUGGAUGCAAAGAAGAAGAAAUAAAUACAUAAAAGAUAAAAGUGGAAUUAUUCUGGGAGAGUUUGGAGAAAAUAAUCAACAAAAAGAUAAUGAAGUGAAGACCCAAAAUGCUUUUGCAAUACUGGAGAGUGAUGAAAAUGCUAGAAUGCAGAUUGAGGUAAAUGAACCACAUGAUGCAAACAAAAAAGAAAGCCAUGCUAAUGUUGUUCAAAGAAUUAAUGAUAAGCAGAUAACACAAGGAAGGGAGGCAGCAAGUAGUAGUAAUGUGAACAAGGAUGAACAAACAGAGGCAAAUACAGCAAAGAUCCAAAAUAUGAUCAAUGAGAAUGGCAGCAGCAAACAAGCAGAUGAAAACAUAAGCAUCAAAGUUAAAAAUAACAAUCUGGCAGUGUUUCAAGAAGCAUCACCAUACAGUCCAAUAAAAGAAAGGGAGAACAGCCCAAGUAGGGGACAGCCAAGUGAGAACAGUGCAAGCAAAAUCAAUAGUCCAAGCACAAAAGUGGAGGGCAGUGAUUCAAGUAAUAUUGCGAAAACAACAAAGCAUGUAAUUCUGAACACAUCAUCAGAUCCACCAGGUGAAGAUAAAAUGACUGUAGCAGUGAAUUUUCAACAAGCUGACAAUUUAGAAGAAGCUGAUGGAGCAGUAAGGCAACAAGAAGAAAUCAUAUCAAAUGAAGGAAGCUCAACAAACAAUGGGGAGGAAGUAUUAGUUUACCAAUCUCAAGAAAUGAGCAGUUGUUAUAUCCCCAGUCAACAGGAGAAACAGGACAUGACUGAGGCUAUUAGCAAAGACAAGGGACAGGUAACUUUUGUUGGGGAAUACAAAGCCAACAUCAAUCUGAAGAGUGGAGCUAAAGACCUGGAUGUGCAUUCAAUUGAUCAAAAUAUAAAAGCAGUUAGUAGAGCUGGUGAUCUCUCACCUAAGAUGAUUGAAAAAGGUGGGUGA
Lycium barbarum (goji berry) is the source of this 1068-nucleotide messenger RNA. RefSeq lists its product as uncharacterized. The record is from RefSeq and is a predicted model, not a curated record. Bases 1 to 1068 code for a protein of 355 amino acids. The transcript has 3 exons. NCBI's taxonomy places the organism in Eukaryota, Viridiplantae, Streptophyta, Magnoliopsida, Solanales, Solanaceae.